CCAGCUUUGUCUAAGGAAAAUGCUAGGGAAUGAUACGUUUCAUAGAUUCCAUACUCUUGCCUCUAUCUUGUCUCGCGCUUAUUAGCAUGGCAAGCUGCCUUUGAUAACUCAACCCUUCUCAGCCUGUUCUGAAAUCCAGACUCCCAGUACUUUAUCUUACCUUAUCCUACCUCAGGAUAAUUCUGGCGGUCAACGCCUUAAUAGCCCUCCCACGUCGAUUUCCAUGUUGCACCAGUAGCCCAUCUUCUCAUGUUUUUCGCAUUUUACCUACCUCUGAAGGAGCCACAUUUUCAAUCGAAAGUGUGACGAGCCUUGAGAGUGCGUAUAUUCAAUGAACAAUUGCUUUCGAUCUCAACCAUUUCCGACAAGUGUUAUUGGCUUCUACAUAACCUGUUGCUCACCACGUCAAUCUGAAUUUCGGUACUAGCUGAUACUAAUCACAUUAGGUGCGGAUUACUAUUUGCCUCUGGGUGUAGCAAGUCGGUCAGUUCGCAAGCCCCCUUGGCGGAAAGGCAUGGAUCUCAGCAGGGGAUCCGGAGGUGUGUUUAAACACUCGCUCGGUUCAGUUCCAUAUUCAGCCGAGGAAGAUGAAAUUCCUCUAGACUCUAGCAGUGAAGAAUCUGAUGUUUCUAUGUCUGAUUCUGAACCAGAGGACGUGCAUAAUUCAUUGAUUUCAACUGGUAGCGAACAUAUUUCGACUCAAGCUCAACUACCAGUUCCCGCUAUCCAGCACAAUCAGGAUAUCUCUAGGAAGCGAAAGUCUCAAGAGGCAGAUUAUACUCGUCAUGCAGUCGUCUCGAUCAAGAAAGUAAAGCUAGACGAUGAGUGUUCUAAUCAAACCCCGUCCAUUGUGACCUGUCCGUUAGACAAAUCUCUACUCCCUGCCGAAAUAUGGCAUCGCGUCUUUAUUUUCACUCCUCCAAGAGCUCUAGGCAAUUUGUUGUGCGUCAAUAAGUUGUUCAGCGUAUAUCUCGAUCCGUCCUCUCCCUACCAGUGUAAAUUCCCACCCUCUCUUUCCCAAUCCUCUUCCCGGCUACUUAAGCCUGAUGCUAUAUGGCAACUUUCUAGGAGGCGUUUCUGGCCGAGGAUGCCAACCCCACUGCAGCAGAAGACCGAGCUCUACAUGUGGCGUCUUGCUUGUGGAAGAAGAUGUCAGUUCUGUGGUGAAACCGAUUUGGUGUCGGCAAACUCGUCCCAUAACCAGAGCAAUCGUAGACACCAACCAAUUUGGCCGUUUGCGCUUCGGAGCUGCGAAUCUUGUCUUGUAGAGAAGACAAUGAAGGAGAUUGAUUUGCUACUUUCUUCGACGCCCUCCCUACUGACGUCGGCGUUACCAUUCACUUUUAUCACCAACGAGAAGCACAUAAUUUCACCAGACGCGCUUCAGAAAGGAGUAUUCCGACCAGAUAUGCAAGUCACUAAGGUAUACCUCUCCGAACACGUAGAGAAGCUAAAACAGGAGUUUCUUUCCGCCAAAUCAAUGGGCGGUGCGACGGCUGAAGAGUGGCUAAAAGGCUUAGAGGCUCGAGGAAAAGAACUACUUAAUGAUUCUAUGCGAUGGGAGAAAUGGGCCUCAACUGGCGGAGUAGCUCAGAUGCAAACCCCGACGAGUCCAGAUAGUGUUUUGAGUAUGGCUAUUUCAAACAAUAAGGGACAAGUCUCAGCAGAUUCUUCGUUAGCCCCCAACCCCCUUUCAAGUUCAAGUAGUAUAGCUGGACAACAUACGUCUGAUUCGGGUCAUGUUGCCUCCGUUAUAAUAGCGCCUCAAUCCGCGCGUACACCCGAAGUUACUUCUCCACAUGAACUUGGGGCCGGUAUUCCUUCGCUACCAAUUAAUGUUCAAUCUAAUGGAUCUCGUACCCGGACUCGGGAGGAGGCGUUAGAGCUUAAAGCUGCUCGUCGCACAGAAAUUGAGCGACGGGCGAUGGAACUCAACCCACCUUUACCGUCCAAUGUAUUAGAACAUAUUCCAGCCUUCCAAGCAGCUAUCCAAAUCAUCUCACCUCUUGACGACCACGCAUGGGAUUUACUCAAACCACGCUUGCUUGUACAGAGAACUGCCGCGGAACAGCGUGAACGACGUGAACAAGGGGUUCCUCCUACUCAGUCCGGUCUCGUCUCGGCGAUUCCUGAAGAACGUGACCAGACUGAAGAAAAUGCGAUAGUAAAUAAGCAGCUCAUCGACAAGGCUUGGGAUGAUGUUCAGGAGCCGCUACGCGCGCAGAUAUCCGCAUUUGCUGACGAGAUCAUCCGCGAUAGUUGGAACGAUGGUCGAAAGGUUGAUACGGAUAAUAGCCCACAAUUCGCCGCCGAGGUUCUUCUACAUGUCCGUAAAAGAUUCUACGCGGAAAUUGAAAAGGAGUCAGCCGCGGCACGAGCUGCCGGCAGAGAGCCGCUUGAAGACCCUCCAGAAGGGCCAUUUACGCAAAAGCUCACCCUUGAGAAUAUGAAGUGGCUAUUCGACGUAAAGAUAAAACCUCACACCGAGUCUUAUCGGAAGGACCUCUUCUUCUGUAACGGUUGCGAAAUUAACUUCAAGGCCUUUGGGUUCGAAGGCGUUAUUCAGCACUAUGCUGCUAAGCAUACGAAUGCUCUUAGUCAAGGUAGCGUUGUGGUCCACUGGCGGGCUGAGUGGCCAGAGAUCCCGCCCUUUAAGCCCGACCCUCACAUCGUUAAGCCUGCACCACCUAUAUCGACCUACGAAACCAUGCAGCCCCAGGGUAAUGCCUAUCCCUACCGUCGCAAUGCUGGCUCUUAUUCCACCGGCUCAAAUCCGUCGCCCUUCCAGCCAUCUCCAUACACUGCUGCGCCUCCAAGCUAUGGGCAUCCAGCAUAUGGACCGACGAUGCAACAGCCGGCUCCAUACGGGUAUGGAAUCCCCUAUAUCCAAGGACCACAUGAAUAUAAUUCUCCUUAUCCUCGCCAUGGACCACCCUAUACACCAUACGAAGCCCCUUACCGUGGCUUACAUCCGCCUUUUUCUCCUGGGAUGCAAACUGAGCCGCCUACUUAUCCUCACAGCUACAAUAUGCCUCAAAAUAAUUCCCAGAUAAGCUCUCAAAGCCCCCAUGGGAAUUUUCUUGCUGGCAAAUAUCGUACUGAGCUUGAAUAUUUAGCACGAAAUUCACGCGAGCUCUGGACCUCCACAGCUGGUUUAAAAGAGCUCCCAGGAAAUAUCAGGGUUCAUGUUGUCAUCUGGCAUGUGGUGCAAAAAUUUCGGUCCAAGUUCCACGAGAGCCCCCCAUUGUCCAUGUUCAUCGACGGGCUCUCAAACAAUAAGGAGAUGCGUCCAGUACGCAAUGUCAACGGCUUAAUGUGCAAAGCAUGCCACCUUGGUCUGAGUAAUGAAGCACCGACCGAACAGGAUCUCAAGGCAUUUUCCCUGCCACAGCUGGUAACCCAUUUUCAACAAAGGCACGUGGAUCAACCGCAAAUGGCAGGCGUCCCUUUUCUUGAUUGGACUAUCAACAUGGUUCAUAUGCCAGAUCUCUCUGCGCUAUCUAGUCUUCAGUACUUGACGAAUAUAGAUGGCCAGAAAUAUUCAUUGAUAUAUAGUGCUUUUCCGUCAGCGCAGUAUCCCAACAGCUACCGACAAGCUGUAUCUGCUGUUGAUAACCGAGCAGAUGUCGGAGCUGGGGCUUUUGCUAGUCGGCAGCCGACUAGUAGCGACUCAAUAUCACUUUACCCUACAGUUAGGCAUGAUGAAGCCAACUCUAGCAUACAACAAGAUCCCCCACGACCUACUACACUAGGCCAGAAACUAGAUUUCAAUCAGCUGAUGGCUAUAGACAGCUCUUCUCUAACAGCGCACCAGAAACUGCAGCAUAGUGACUCGGGCCGGUCCUCCUCAGAAGCAUGGCAGGGGACUAAUGCGGCAAGGACAAAGAAGCAGAGGAGAUCUUCCACCAAAGAUCGUCGAAACACUUCCAGCCAGGGUUCUAGGGGCCGUAAGAGUGGUGCAUUAGAUACAUCAUCUAGGGUCAAAUCACAAGAACCCAGUGAGGGAGACCUAAUCACGGAAGAAGAACGUCGCCAAGAAGAGGAAAUUCGAGCAAUGUGGGCUGCAGACCGCAGGGAGGCUGCACUGGUUGCUUCUAAGAACAAGCCUCCGAAUCAAAUUGAAGAGCCUAACACUCCGAACGGAAAAUCGGAAACAGGAAGUCCAAUAAGUCAUUAUGCUCCACCGGCUCAAAGUAUUGAACCAUCGAUAUAUGUAGCACAAGCUGCAAGACCUCAGCAACCUACAAUUGCCCAGGAACGCGACGAAGAUGAUCUGAUGGCUGGUCUGGAAUCUCAACUUGAUCAACAGCAAGUAUUGAAUGGACGUUUCGACUAUCGACCACGGCAUGACAGCGAUCUUCAUGAGAGGCAACCACCCUACAGACAAUAUUUCGGUUCUGGGCAGCAUACCUAUCCUGACCAAGGACAUUUUUAUGACCGAACUACCUUGGAACCCCCUGGAUAUGUUCGGCACGAAUCAAGAACUCGCCUUGAUCAGUAUCAGGAAAAUGACGUUGGCCCUCGUGCUAUUAACCCAACCCACGGGUCUACGCGUACUACAGCGCCUCUAGAUGACGCGUUAUAUGACCGACCUCCACGCCAGGAAUAUUAUCAUGUAUACACUAAUGACAAUCGAGCACAUCAACCCGCCCCCGAAUAUGCUACAACCUAUGAAAUCGUUAGGGUCCGGGAUUCCCACGGCGAGUACGUAAUCAAAAGACCUAUUACACUUGAGCGAGAACCUACCUACACCACAUCCCAGGAUGGGCCUACCCCUUAUAAUGAUGCUACGGCGCGAUAUAGGUCUUACGGAAAUGAAUCUGACUUGAGGACCGAGCCACCUCCGCGACAACCUACAUACGAGGCAAGCUUCAGGGAGGAAGGUAGUAUAACCAAGAGAACCUACGAAGCAUUCUCAAGAGAUGACGCCACUGGCUAUGAUGACUACGACCCGAGAUAUCCGUCAGGUCCACCGAACUCCAACAUUGCGCGACAACCCCGAUAUCAGUAACCACAGUUUACAAAGGAUGGUCAAGCAUAGUUAUAUCUAAUGUUUAGUACUUAUGAAAUACCACUCUUCCUAUGCACCAGUGGGCCAGUAUGCAAAUCACGAGACAAGGAUUUCAAGACAGAUAAGCUUGAACUUAGAGCAAGGCCUAUUCAACUGAAAGACUUAAAAAUAUAAAUAUUUUACGAUCAUGUAUGAGUACCGAUUUACUACCAAAACCAGUCCGUCGUAAUCUAUUGUGAUUAUUGUCC
Messenger RNA from Daldinia loculata, 5259 nucleotides. RefSeq lists its product as uncharacterized. Lineage: Eukaryota; Fungi; Ascomycota; Sordariomycetes; Xylariales; Hypoxylaceae. The transcript has 3 exons. The record is from RefSeq and is a predicted model, not a curated record. Bases 515 to 5011 code for a protein of 1498 amino acids.